AAGACGCAAAGCUGCGGAGCUGGGCGAAAAGGUUUAAGUGAAUUGGAAAUAACACAUUUCAUAUGUUUGAAUGCAAUGUAUUUAGUCUGUAAACGCACCACAGGGAUGUGUGACUCUGUGACAAACACCACCGGAGCAGCCUCUCGCCUCCCAGCCGUCAUCCAGUGCUGAUCUGGGCGGAGGUUUUAGGGCUCUUAUUGAUUUUUACGCAUUCGGGACUGAUACGCAUUUUACUGUUGCCGAUCCUCCCCGGAAACUGCGUCGCAGGAGAAACUAGCAUGCCAGUAUAGAGUUAGGCGGACGCUGAGGAUAAAAGCCAGAAGCCAUGGGAGGCUCUGUGAGCCAGGUGUUCCGCUCUGGAUCCGCACUUCUCUCGCAUCGCGACGGCAAGCUUUCUAAAGCCACGGAGGAGACCAUCCAGACGCUGUUUGACAUCCUGCGCGCCAACCCGAAGGUAUCGCUGCAAACGCUAGAAAGCCUGCUUAUUCAAAUACCUAAGAACGAGAACAUUCUGGCUAUGCAUGAUGACUACGGCUAUAACAUCCUGCAGCGCAGCGUUGGCCUCAACCACAUCGAUCUCACUAAGUGGCUGCUGCACCGCCACCGGCCGGAUGUAAACCGCUCACCGUGCUCCCUGCCGCUGCAUAUUGCUACCCUGCGUGGUUAUGAAGAGUGCGUGGAACUGCUACUGCGACACGGCGCACGAAUCGACGUGGACACCAGGAUGUGUUUUCCCGGCGCGCAUACCCGUAACUGCGAGGAGAGCGGCAAGUGGCAUAAUAAUGUCGACGACGUAAGCGAGCGGCUAAACACUAAGCUGCAAAACGCCCUCUACUAUGCCAUCGACGGAGAUCAGUAUAAUGUGCUCAGCCUGCUCACUCAGAAGAUGGAAGAGCCAUGGAUUCCUUUCCGGGUAAAGAAGCCACUGUUGCACUUAGCCUGCGAACGAGGUGCCUGGAAUUGCGUCCAGCAGCUAGUAGUCACACGUUCGGAGGAAAUUAAUCUCAUCAUGGACGAGUAUUACCCGAUUCAUCAUGCUGUUCUCCACGACGGUCGGUUCCUCGAGCUACUCAUCCACCAAGGCGCCAUUACAACUGUUAGGACUUGCACUCAACAAAUGACCCUGCUGCACGUUGUUAUAUUUGCCGCUCGGAAGUCGGCUGACGACACGCUGGCCACUCUUCGCAUCCUGCUUGAACGCGGCUGUAAAGAGCUAAUCAAUGCCCCUGACUCACUGGGAAACACACCGUUGCACGCCUUAAUUGUGCGUUAUGCUCUCGAAGAAGCUCGGUAUGGCUAUGACAAGUGGAGCAAAUGGGACGUCCUGCACUUAGUACGGUUCCUGCUGCAAAACGGUGCCAAGCAGUCGAUUAACCAGGCCGGUAACAGUGCCAUGGCUUGUGUGUUUCGACAUCUACGAGACUGGGAGGUCUGCUACGAGCUCCUUAACAUGCUUAUCAAGGAGAAUGGUGAUCCCAACAUCGUGGGAAGAGAUGGAUCUGUGCCCAUUAUGGUACUGCUAGUGCCAUUAAUUAAUAAGGAUCACUUGCAUCAUUUCACUCACUCCAUGAAGGUCUGCUAUCUGAACUGCAUACGCAUGCUGCUGCAGCACGGAGCCAAUCCUAAUUGCUCCUAUCGCGCCAACCUCAAGCCGCUCCACGUGCUUGUGUUCACGGUGAGCGAAAAUUUUACGCUUAACUGCGAUGCUCAAAAGCGCACAAACUUCGACUUCAUCAAGAACAUCCUUCUGAUGCUGCUGCAGCACGGGCUGGACUGCAAUAAGACAUAUCAGCACAUUCUUCAAGCGGUGAUGGAUAUGGUGCAUAAUGUGCGCACAUGCCACGACAUGGAGUGCGUCUACGAGCUGACUUUGACGCUAAUUCAGUACGGGGCCGAUCCCAAUAUUGUCCUUAGCGGAAAGACGACGCCUGGUACCGCCAUAUUCUCCAACGAGCUAGCUACUUUUCGCAGUUCGUUCCGCACAAACUCGUGCUACCUUCUCUUUUACUACAUUAUUUUGAUAACGAAGAAGGAGUUUAUCCUAAACGAUCCGCACGCGACAUAUACGCGCGUUAUACACCUCUUCUACCUGACCAUGCAGCAUGAGCCGCUUUUCAAUUGCCUCAAGGCGUUGCACAACUUUUACGUUGCUCAGGUGCCCAGCAAAAAAACGGAGCAAUUGAUAGCCCUGAUCUCAUCGCUCUAUCGUCGUCCACGCAGUCUGAAGCAGCUGUCCCGCUGGGCCAUUUAUGAAGCGAUGAACCGUAAGCUGGCCCAGAACAUCAACCGUCUGAACCUGCCUGGCCCGCUUAAAGACUACGUGCUGCAGUUUGAAAGGUAGCGAGUAGAGCGGCCCAAGGACCAAUGAAUCCCAACCGCAGCGAACUAGAGUCAAUCACUAAUGUUGCCCCUAGGCUAUGUACUGUUUAUUAUGCAUAUUCGCCUACCCCAGUAGGUAUGUAGUCACGCAAUAAUUACGAACUAUCAGGCCUGUUCUGGUUUACCUUAUCACAGCUUAAAUAUCAGUUCAUUAGAUUGCUGGUUUUCUGUCGGUAUAAAAAUUAAAAGAUUUUUACCAUUUUUGUUGUAACAUCUUAUUAGAUCGCUAAAUUCCUUGAUUUAGGAUCAAAAGAUACAAGUUCGAACCGGAACAGGUCCGUAUAUGAUAUGGAAACGCUUAAACGUACCUAUACACAACAGUAAACAUACAAGAGAAGCCAAUUUAAAUAUUGUCAAAUCAAACACGUGCAAUUUCUUUGAUACGAAUCUAUUGAUACUAUUGUGAGGGAGGAACGCUCAUCUAUGUUUUGUAAUUCUAUACGUACAAUUUUGUGAACUGUAAUGCGCUUUACACUAUACAAGCACGUCCCGCCCUUGCACCUUCCGCCCUUCAUCUUUCCUAAAACCUCUCAUGCUGGAUAAGUUAUAGGACAUAAACUUAAGGCUGUUUUUUGACGAACAUUUCGGGUGUUUUAGAGUUUUGUAUAUUCGAACGCAAUCGGAAGAGAGAGUCGUAUUGUAAUUAUUAUUGUAAUUAUUAUUAUUGUUGCUAAACCGUUGUUAAUCUCUGUAUCUAUAAUGUCAUUUUCAAUCGAAUUGAUAACGCUAUCGAUCAAUAAAUAAACAUGAACUUUCA
Drosophila eugracilis is the source of this 3136-nucleotide messenger RNA. RefSeq names its product ankyrin-1. The record is from RefSeq and is a predicted model, not a curated record. Gene Ontology annotation, molecular function: protein binding. NCBI's taxonomy places the organism in Eukaryota, Metazoa, Arthropoda, Insecta, Diptera, Drosophilidae. Gene Ontology annotation, cellular component: cytoplasm. The coding region runs from base 326 to 2341 and encodes 671 amino acids. The transcript has 4 exons. Gene Ontology annotation, biological process: intracellular signal transduction.